ACAGUAGCGCAGUAAAUAGAGAGUGGGUGUGUUGAACAGUCAGGGUUGUUGGUAUAAAAGCUGCCCCUCUCUCAUAUGUGUUCCCAUUUCUUUGGUGAGCAUUUUUUUCAGAACAAGGGGCUAGAGUGUGUGAGUGUGCAUCCAGAGGGCAAGAGGACAGUGUUUUGGUGACCUUGAGGUGCAGAGGACUGAUAACCCCUCAGGAUGGAUCCGCUGCCUGUGGUGACCUUAGCCGUGGUGGCACUCUGCUUUCUAGGGAGUGUGGAUUCCUCAGCUUAUGACAAAAUAGUCACCCACAGCCGCAUACGGGCCAGGAAUGAAGGGCCCAACGUCUGUGCUCUGCAGCAAGUUGUGGGAACCAAGAAAAAGUACUUCAGCACAUGUAGAAACUGGUACAAACAAUCCAUCUGUGGCAAAAAGGCUACUGUCUUAUAUGAAUGUUGCCCUGGCUACAUGAAGCUGAAUGGGAUGAGAGGAUGCCCUGCGGUGGCUCCAAUAGACAAUGUAUAUAAUACUUUGGAGCUUGUAAAGGCUACAACCACACAACGAUACUCUGAUAUGUCAAAUUUAAGAAAGGAAAUCGAGGGGCCGGGCGCCUUCACCGUGUUUGCACCCAGCGAUGAUGCUUGGGAAGAACUAAGCCCUACUGCACGGUCGGCAUUGGAGAGUAAUGUAAAUGUCGAGCUUCACAACGCACUUCAGUAUCACAUGGUGAAUCACCGCCUGAUGACCAAAGACAUGAAGAAUGGAAUCACUGUCACUUCAAUGUACAAUAACCAGGGGAUCAAUAUCAACCACUACCCUAAUGGGAUUGUGACUGUGAACUGUGCCAGGAUCAUCCAUGGUAACCAGAUGGCUACAAAUGGUGUGGUGCACGUCAUUGAUCGUGUGAUCAGCGCUACGACUAGCACCAUCAAAGAAUUUCUGGAUACUGAUGAGUCGCUUGACGAAUUUAAUAAUAUAGCUACAAUUGCUGGUCUUAUGGACAAGUUGGACAAGCCUGGUCACUUUACUUUGUUUGCCCCAACGAAUGAAGCUUUUACCAAGCUGCCGCCAGGCUUUAUGGAGAGUAUCUAUGAAAAUGAGCCGGUCAUUAAAGCGCUGGUGAACUACCACUUGUUGAACAGCGUACAGUGUGCAGAAGCAAUCAUGGCAGGGUCUUUCUAUGAGACCGAAGAGGGCAGCACCAUAGAGAUCGGGUGUGACGGCGAUAGUCUGACUGUAAACGGCAUCAAGAUGGUGCUGAAAAAAGACAUUGUUGCCUCCAAUGGAGUUAUUCACCUCAUAGACCAGGUGCUCAUCCCCGAUUCAGCCAAAGAAGUGAGGGAACUGAUGGGAAAAUCCCAGAGCACCUUCAGCGACUUGGUGUCUGAAAUGGGUUUAACUAGUUCCCUGAGUUCGGAGACACAGUAUACACUUCUGGCUCCACUGAACUAUGCCUUUACAGAGGAGGUGAUGGCGCAGGAUGAGAGCUACCUGAAACUCAUUCUGGAAAACCACAUGCUCAACCUCAAAAUCUCGCUGAGGGAGCUUUACAACGGACAGCUGCUGGAAACACUUUCUGGCAAACUGCUGAGAGUCUUCAUUUAUCGCACUGCCGUGUGCAUAGAAAGUGCAUGUAUGGUGAAAGGCAGUAAAGAAGGAAUGAACGGGGCUCUUCAUCUCAUGAGUUCGCUGAUCAGUCCAGCAGACAAAACAAUGUUUGAACUCCUGGAUGCUGAUGGAAGAUUCAAGACGUUCUUGUCACUGAUGGAAACAGCAGGCCUGGAAGAUCUGCUGAGGCAGACUGGCUCCUACACCAUUUUUGCACCAACUGAUGAAGCAUUUGAAGUCCUCAGUAAAGAGGACUUGGAUUUGCUUAAAAGUGAUCUAAAUGCUUUGAGAACCAUUCUUCUGUACCACUUCAGUGAGGGCAUCUUCAUCAAUGGAGGACUGGAACCAAAAGUGACCAAUCUGCUGAAAAGCCUGCAGGGCAAAAACCUCCAAGUUAAAUCUGAAAACAAUUCUAUCCAUGUCAACUCAGUGGAGGUGCCAGACAGUGAUCUGAUGGCCACAAAUGGUGUCAUCCAUGUGGUAAAAAAUGUUCUCUAUCCAGCAGACCUUCCUGUGGGCAGUCAGGACCUCCUAAUGGUGCUGCAAAAGCUGAUUAAGUAUAUUGAGAUAAAGUUUGUCUCUGGAUUCACUUACACUGAGAUCCCUCUCACCUUCAUCAGGAGGAUCAUCACAACUACUCGUUUAAUUGAAGGUCCAAAAACAAAGACAACAAUCAUUGAGGAACAGCCAUCAGUUACAACGUUUACCAGAGUCAUCGAAGGAAAGCCAACCAUGAAACAAGUGACAAGAGUGAUAAAAACAGAAUCAACUGUGCCCAAGGUGGUUGUUGAGGGGGAUCAGUCCACCAAAAAAGUAACCAGGGUCAUCAACCGACCGCCUACAGGCAGCAAGUUUACAAGAAUUAUUGGGGGUGGAGAAGCUAGAACAAAUAGGAGGACAGAAACAGGUGUAGCCACAAUCACCACUGUGAAAGAGCCUCAGAUCAUUGCGGUCCCAGAUUUUUCAAAGCUCACCAGCAUCAGUGACAAUCCAGCUCUGCUGAAGGAGGAAUCUGGGAAAAUCACCAGACUCAUUCAAGAGGGAGGGGGAUUUGCUGCAGCCAGGAAGGGACCAGCUGGAAUGAGGAGAAGAGUAAGGCUGGUCAAGCGUCAGCACAUGCCAAGGGAGUGAUGUGAAAAAGAAGAAUGCAUGCACAGUGCUCCUGGUUGAGCCCUGGUUAAAUUGUGGACUAAUACAGAUUAAUCAAAUCAAUCUAGCAAUUUCUUUGUCUUAACCUCUAAAUCUGGUGUGGUUGGCGUAAUGUGUUAUAGUUUUGUCGUAAAACUAAAAUACUUUGCAUUGUAGUGAUUAUUGCUCUGAAAGCCAUAUCUGAGACAUUAAGAGUGGGAUAAACUGGGGUAAAAAUAAUUUUUUAAACUUUUUAUCUAGUGAAUGGAUAUCUUAGGAAGAAUUUUGGGACGUUUGUAAUGGGUUUUGUAUAAAAUUAUGCUUUUAAUAUCAUGACAAACAGUGUUUUGAUAUCAACAUGCUGUUCUCCAAGCGGUAGUUAAAAACUAACUUGAUUUUGAGUGUUUGUGAAACCUUUUAUUUUGAAAACCAAACUUUCUCUUGGCUGUGACCUAAUACAUUUGUAAAUACAAUUCAUUUCUAGAAGUCAAGGAAACAGACAUUGUUUUGUUUGUUUGUUCUAUGCAAUAUUAAAGCUGUUUUCAGUUCAGUAAACAUGUUCUCACAUUAUAAAGAUAUUGCCUGAAA
Molecule: messenger RNA, 3309 nt
Organism: Fundulus heteroclitus (mummichog)
Lineage: Eukaryota; Metazoa; Chordata; Actinopteri; Cyprinodontiformes; Fundulidae
Product: periostin
Exons: 23
Coding region: 205-2724 (839 amino acids)
Biological process (GO): extracellular matrix organization; cell adhesion
Cellular component (GO): extracellular matrix
Molecular function (GO): cell adhesion molecule binding
Source: RefSeq, a predicted model, not a curated record